Molecule: messenger RNA, 1139 nt
Organism: Phalaenopsis equestris
Lineage: Eukaryota; Viridiplantae; Streptophyta; Magnoliopsida; Asparagales; Orchidaceae
Product: zinc finger protein ZAT10
Exons: 2
Coding region: 65-706 (213 amino acids)
Molecular function (GO): DNA-binding transcription factor activity
Source: RefSeq, a predicted model, not a curated record
GUCUCUAACACGAAACUAAUCACUUCUCACGCUUUCUCUCUCCCCCCUUCCCUUCAAAACAUCUAUGGUCACAGAAGCCAUGAAAUCCCCUGAAACAAAGCUUUCUCUCCUCCCGCCAUCGCCGUCGCCGUCGCCGUCGCCAUCUUCAUCAAAUUACAGCUCCGACGAACCCAAACACCAAAUCAAACGCCAAAAAAAGCGUUCAGAUCCCCACCACCGAUCCCCCACCGAAGAAGAAAACCUAGCACUCUGCCUCCUCAUGCUCUCCGACUCCCAAUCCCCACCCCCAAAUCUCACCCACAAAUGUUCCCUCUGCGGCAAAGCUUUCCCGUCAUACCAAGCCCUCGGUGGCCACAAAACUAGCCACCGCAAAUCCGCAUCCACCACCGCCGCCGCCGAAGACCGCCUAUCCGCCGGCUCCCCUGUCGCCUCCGCAGUCUCCGGCAGCGCACGGAUUCACCAAUGCUCAAUUUGCCAUAAAACCUUUCCCACCGGCCAAGCGCUCGGCGGACACAAGCGGUGCCACUACGACGGCACGAUUGGCAGCGCUGCCGGCUCCCGCCCCCGUGGAUUCGAUUUGAAUCUGCCACCGGUGCCGGAAUUUGGGUUCGAAAUUGGAGGAAGAUGUAAUUGGAUUUCGGAGGAAGAAGAUGAAGUGCAAAGUCCGAUUUCAAUUAAGAAGCCGCGAUUAUUCCUCACCACUUAGUUGGAAAUUGGAAAAAAUAUUACAUGUGAAUGAGAUAGUUAUGAAUUUGGUACAGAAUGAUAGUAUUGGCAUGAUACUGUAGGUACAAUAUCAUCCCAAUAUCAUUCGAAUAUCACCAUCAGUUCAAUAUUUGCUCGGGAAAAUGGGAAUUGAGACUUCUUCGCGUUGCGUCAUUAGCAGGCACGUAAGAUUCGCCGCGCCGACUUUGACAUUUAUCUAACCGUUCAAUCAUAAGAAGAUGAUUCGUCAACUAAUUCAGAGUUGAAAAUAAAAUUUCAAAAUUAUUAGUUAGAGAAUAUAUGAUAAGUAUUAUCAUAUGUUUUUCUUAUAAUUUUGAAAACAUUCUUUUUUUUUUCUUUUUAAUGUACAGAGAAUUAUUCAUUUUUUGUAGAACCAUUCAUUGUCCUUGAUAUACAACAUUAAUAUCGCUUUA